Molecule: messenger RNA, 3167 nt
Organism: Striga asiatica
Lineage: Eukaryota; Viridiplantae; Streptophyta; Magnoliopsida; Lamiales; Orobanchaceae
Source: the annotation of a GenBank genome assembly
UCCAGAUUAGAAGUGACUAUCCCCACAUUGAUUGAAUUUCUAAUAUUGCCAUGUCCCCCUUCUUUUCACAGAGCUAAUAAGCCAAUUAAAGAGAUAGACUCAUGUUUGUUGUAGAGUUGGAAAAUGAAAAAAAAUACUUCAUUUAUUUAAGUUUUGUCUAAGAUAAUGGCCAAGAACGACGCCGAGAACCCCCUCCUCGACCGGUCGACACCCCUUGGCCCCACUCGCAGCAACGCCCUCACCAAACGCAAAAGCACCUGCCGAAAAAACUCCCCCUAUCUUGCCCAAACAUGCCCCACAUCCCCAAACGACGACAACAACAACAAUAACAUCAACAGCAACAACAGCCUCGACUUCAAGCUCGCCUCUAUUAUCCUACUCGCGUACGUGGGGUCCGGCGCCCUAUCCUUCUACCUCGUCCGCCACCACAUCAACGGAACCAAAACCGACCCCAUAAUCGACGCCAUAUACCUUUGCAUCGUCACCAUGACAACUGUCGGCUAUGGCGACCUCGUCCCCGAAAGCACCCUCGCCAAGUCCCUCGCGUGCGCCUUCGUCUUCACCGGCGUUGGCCUCAUCGGCCUCCUCCUCAGCAAGGCUGCCGACACCAUAGUCGAGAGCCAGGAGGUUUUCUUAGCUAAGGCCAUCCACAUGCGGGACCGGUGCACCCCGGCUGAGAUCUUGAGGGAGGUCGAGACCAAUAGGGUUAAGUACAAGUUUUUUACGGUUUUGUCCUCGCUCGUCAUGCUAGUGGCCGCUGGGAUGGCUUUCUUGUGCGCGGUUGAGGGUUUGGAUGCCUUCGAUGCGUUCUAUUGUGUUUGUGCCACGAUCACGACGCUCGGGUAUGGGGACGAGAGCUUCUCGACCGGCGGUGGCCGAUUGUUUGCUGCAGUCUGGAUUUUGGUGAGCACCGUUUGUUUGGCGCAGUUUUUUUACUGUGGGGCAGAGCUUUAUACCGAGAGGAGGAGGAAGUCGUUCGUCGAGUGGGUGCUGUCGAGGGAGCUCACGUCCACGGAUCUCGAGGCUUUUGGUGUUUGUUAAACAAACAUGUAACGGUUAAAGAGAGAUGAAAGGAGGAAAAGGGCCACGAGCUGGGUGGACCGGCCGGUUCGCUAAUUGUAGCUUUCGAGAGUUUGCUUCAAAACAGGAGAAAAAUCCCAUUCUCAUCUCCUCUCUUUGCGGUCAAUUCCUUGCAAGAAUGGACUCCUUCUCAUUUUCUGGAGCAGGAGUAUCGUGUUUGUUUGUUUAUUAUAAAUCUCUCCUAAUAAAGCUUACUAAACCCAUAACAACUCCCCUCUUAUGUGACUCCAUAAAACCCCCUUCCAUUUUUGUGUUAUUGUUGAGUGAAUUGCAGCUUCAAGCAAACCGAAAAAAGAAAAGAGAUAUCAAGAAUUUAAGGGAAGAGUUCAAGAAAAAUGCAGGGCUUUGAAGAGUUUUAUGGGGAAAAUGUUGCCUUUGUUUCUCAUACAGACCCUGUUGUGUUGGAGCUCAACAGGCUUCAAAACCAGCUUAAAGAGAAAGAGAGGGAACUGGGAAAAGCUCACAGUGAAAUCCGGGCACUAAGAGCAACUGAAGUCCUGAAGGAUAAGGCUUUAGAAGAGCUUGGAGGUGAAGUUAAAAGACUGGAUCAGAAGCUAAGUUUGACAGGAAACCACCUUGAAGAAAAGAAUCUGGAUAUCAAGAAGCUCACAGAUGAGAAGAAGGAAGCAUUGGCUGCACAAUAUGCAGCUGAAGCAACUCUUAGAAGGGUUUAUGCAACUCAAAAGGAUGAUGAUUCUGUUCCCAUUGAGUUAGUCAUUGCUCCUCUCGAGGCAGAACUUAAGAUGCAUAAAAAUGAGGUUGCAGCAUUACAGGAGGAUAAGAGGGCACUCGAGCGUCUUAUGAAAUCUAAAGAAGCUGCACUGCUUGAAGCUGAGAGAAUAUUGAGAAGUGCACUAGAAAGAGCACUUAUUGUAGAGGAGGUCCAAAAUCAAAACUUCGAACUUAGGAGACAAAUUGAGAUAUGCCAGGAGGAGCAUAAGAUACUGGAUAAGACAAAUAGGCAGAAGAUUUUAGAGGUCGAAAAACUUAGCCAAACUAUCAGAGAUCUUGAGGAGGCCAUACUUGCUGGUGGGGCCGCGGCCAACACUAUCCGCGAUUACAGACGGCAGAUCACGGAACUAAAUGAGGAGAAGAGGACCCUGGAAAGAGAACUAGCUAGAGUCAAGGUUUCUGCAAACAGGGUAGCCACCAUUGUAGCAAACGAGUGGAAGGAUGAUAAGGACAAAGUUAUGCCUGUCAAGCAAUGGCUAGAAGAGAGAAGGAUAUUACAGGCGGAGAUGCAGAAGUUAAAAGACAAAUUAGCCAUCUCAGAGAGAGCUGCCAAGGCAGAAUCACAAAUGAAGGACAAACUGAAGAUGAGGCUUAAGACACUUGAAGAAGGCUUGAAAUAUGUGCCUAAUUGCGCUAUCAAUGCUAAUGGGGCCCCCAUGAAUGGAAAAUCAAGCCACUUCUUUGGGAUCCUGUCAAGUAACUCGAGAACAAAAAAGAGAUCCACAUCACAUCCCAGGGCAUCCACCCUCUCCCGAAGCCCGAUGCAGAUGGCGGCUGAUGAAAAACAAAAUUCAAGCGAAAUUCUUAUCAAUGGUUUGAGAAAGAAAAAUACUACUGGAGAAAGUUUGAGGAAGAGCUUGUGGGCUUCCCGUAAUAAGGUGAUCGACAGCAGUGAGAAGGAAAAUGCAGAGAUGAACAAAAAUGCAAUAGUCGACAGUGAAAUGCAUAAGGGUGAGGAAGUCAGACAAUUUGCUGACACUAAAGAAACUAAUAAUAAAGGUUUAGAGAUGGCUGAUGUAGAAUGUGAAGAUAUGGUGUCGGGUUUCUUAUACGACAGGCUUCAGAAGGAAGUAUUAAACUUGAGGAAGGCCUGUGAGUUGAAAGAAAGCACUUUGAAUUCUAAAGAUGAAGAAAUCAAGUUGCUCAUGAAAAAGAUUGAAACACUGACAAGGGCCAUAGAAGUUGAGUCCAAGAAAAUGAAGCGAGAAGCAGCAAUAAGGGAGAAAGAUUCAUCUUUAAUAAAGCCGGACGGGAAGAUUCGAAGCACAAACUCGUCCAAAAGAAAGACAGAGAAAUCACUUGCUAAUAACAGCAGGGAAAUAACUGCAGCUUCGGAGCUGUGUAUUCAUGACUGA